AUGAAGCAUGAUAGAAGCCUGAAGGGAAGGAUCGGGGAGGUGGAGAGGUGGAUUGACAGUGACUGUAACGAAGGGUCCAAGCAUAUGCUGACUGUGAGGACAGCGCAGGCCGGGAAGGUUCAGAUUGCGCCUCACCAGAAAAAUGUAGACCCCGUGUAUGCCCAGACGCAGAAGACAUUGCUCAAAGAGUUCACAGAAGACCUCAUUCGACGGAACGCUGAACACAACGACUGCAUCAUUUUUUCCCUCGAGGAACUCUCCUUACACCAGCAAGAAAUAGAAAAACUUGAACAUAUUGACAAAUGGUGCCGGGACUUAAAAAUCCUCUACCUGCAGAAUAAUCUCAUUGGAAAAAUUGAAAAUGUUAGCAAACUCAAGAAACUGGAAUAUUUGAAUUUAGCUUUAAACAACAUCGAAAAAAUUGAGAAUUUGGAAGGAUGUGAAGAGCUGACAAAGCUGGAUCUCACCAUCAAUUUCAUUGGGGAGCUGAGCAGCAUUAAAGCCCUGCAGGGUAACAUCCACCUGAGGGAACUCUUCCUCAUGGGGAACCCCUGUGCUGACUUCGAGGGCUACCGCCCGUUUGUGGUGGCGACCCUUCAACAACUGAAGUGGCUGGAUGGUAAAGAGAUAGAACGUGCCGAGAGGAUCCAGGCUUUGCAGAGCUACCCAGAAAUUCAGCAACAAAUCCGCGAGCAGGAAAGAGCCUACUGCCUCAAGCGAGCCAAAGACAAGGAGGAGGCACAGAGGAAUCUCCAGCAGGAGCAGGGAACCGGAGCAGAGAAGGGAAGUCGCCCCGGCUGUGAUGGACGGAGCUACACAGAUGCCAACAUGGCACACCCGCCUUCUUCAGACAACCGAGAGCACCUCUCAGCAUCCGAGAUACAAGAAGACCAGUGUCAGGAAAAGAAACUGGAUGAAAUCGAAGAAGACCUGGCCUUCUGGAACAAGCCCUCAUUGUUUACUCCAGAAUCAAGACUGGAAACCCUUAGACAUAUGGAAAAACAACGGGAAAACCAGGAAAAAUUAAGUGAAAAGAAGAAGAAAGUGAAACCACCCAGGACUCUGAUCACAGAGGAUGGCAAAGCUCUGAAUGUGAAUGAGCCCAAGCUUGACUUCUCUUUGAAAGAUGAUGAGAAACGUAACCGGAUCAUCCUAGAUCUUGCCGUUUAUAGGUACAUGGAUACCUCUUUAAUCGACGUGGAUGUGCAGCCCACUUACGUGAGAGUAAUGGUCAAAGGGAAGCCGUUUCAACUUGUGCUUCCUGCAGAAGUGAAACCUGACAGCAGUUCAGCCAGAAGAUCUCAGACGACGGGGCAUUUGGUGGUCUGCAUGCCCAAGGUAGGAGACGUGAUCGUAGGUGGCAAAAAAACAUCAAAGUCUGCGACAAUGACCCCAGAUGUCACCAAAGAGCAAACAAACAAAAGAAGAACACAAGUGGAGAAGCUAGAAGUAGAUCCCAGCAAGUACUCGUUUCCUGAUGUGGCUAACAUUGUCCAAGAGAGAAAACACGCGCCCAGAAGGGUUGGAGCAGAACCAAAGAGUACGCCAGGCGAUGAUGAUUCAGACUUUGAAGACAACUGUGAUGUUCCUCCAUUGAUCUGA
Elephantulus edwardii (Cape elephant shrew) is the source of this 1602-nucleotide messenger RNA. RefSeq names its product leucine rich repeat containing 6 (gene DNAAF11). Gene Ontology annotation, molecular function: protein binding. NCBI's taxonomy places the organism in Eukaryota, Metazoa, Chordata, Mammalia, Macroscelidea, Macroscelididae. Gene Ontology annotation, biological process: outer dynein arm assembly. The record is from RefSeq and is a predicted model, not a curated record. The transcript is spliced from 13 exons. Gene Ontology annotation, cellular component: cytoplasm. The coding region runs from base 1 to 1602 and encodes 533 amino acids.